This is a messenger RNA of Pungitius pungitius (ninespine stickleback), 1584 nucleotides long. RefSeq names its product phospholysine phosphohistidine inorganic pyrophosphate phosphatase (gene lhpp). Gene Ontology annotation, cellular component: cytosol. The coding region runs from base 51 to 803 and encodes 250 amino acids. The transcript has 7 exons. The record is from RefSeq and is a predicted model, not a curated record. Lineage: Eukaryota; Metazoa; Chordata; Actinopteri; Perciformes; Gasterosteidae. Gene Ontology annotation, molecular function: inorganic diphosphate phosphatase activity; phosphatase activity. Gene Ontology annotation, biological process: dephosphorylation.
AGCUUCCCGGCUCACUCUACGCGCAUGCGCGUCUCGGCUGUCAUUUCGUCAUGGCUGACACGGGCUGGCCAGGCUGUGCGAGGAGUUUGAAAGGUGUCAUACUAGACAUGUGCGGCGUUUUAUAUGACAGCGGGGAGGGUGACGGGGUCGCCAUUCCCGGUUCAGUCGAAGCGGUGCAAAAGCUAAAGGCAUCCGACCUGCAGCUGCGCUUCUGCACCAAUGAGACUCAGGCAGCCAGAGAGACGUUUGUUGCCAAGCUCCAGAGACUGGGCUUCGACAUCCUCGUGUCCGAGGUCUUCUCUCCUGCUCCUGCAGCCGCGGCUGUCCUCAAGCAGAGGGGCUUACGGCCUCACUUGCUAGUGUAUGAUGGACUUCUCCCAGAGUUUGACAGUGUUGACCAGAGCAACCCGAACUGCGUGGUGAUUGGAGACGCCGCUGAAAAGUUUACCUACCAGAACCUGAACGAGGCGUUCAGGGUCCUCACAGACCUGGAGAAGCCACUUCUGUUCUCUCUGGGCCAAGGGAGGUACUACAAAGAGACGGAUGGUUUGAAACUGGACGUUGGCGCUUACAUGAAGGCUCUGGAGUAUGCCUGUGAUUUAAAGGCUGAAGUAGUAGGAAAGCCAUCCCCGACAUUCUUCCAGAGUGUUCUCAAUGACAUGGGACUCCAACCGCAUGAGGCACUGAUGAUUGGGGAUGAUCUGGUGAAUGACGUGGGAGGGGCCCAACGCUGUGGAAUGAGAGGCAUACAAGUCAGGACAGGCAAAUACCGAUGUUUGGCUGUAAACCACCGAUCCGUCUGAAGAGCGCCAUGCUGGAUGACCUACUCCAAUUGCUGCGCACUUGCAUGCAGGUCUGGAGUCAUGUGACCACAGAACGCUGAGUAAUCUUCUUGAGCAUCGGUCCGCUCUAAUCCUGUACCAACAGCACAGUCACUCCGUGUAAAACCCGUCCUAUGUUUGGCUGCAUGGCACACGUGUGUUUGUGUGUUUCCACCUUGGUACCGGGUUCACAGGUCGGCGGAAAGGCUGAGACGUUGUUUGCUCAAUCACAGGAGACGGGACCUUUUCAACCAGAUACUCCAGAUAAUGAAAUUAAAUUCAUAUGGUUGUUUAUUAUUAUUACUCUGCAAUCUUCUCCUCGCAGCUCAAUUUGGCGUUAUUGUGCAAUUUCUUUAAAUACUGUCUCCACUAAAUACAGGAUAAAGCACAUAUGAAUAUAUCACUGCUCAUCCUUUUUUUUUCUUCUCUUUUUGGGAGGAGACAGCAACUGGUUCAAAUAAGUGGGGAACAUAUGUGGGAUCUGUAUUGUGUUACCCGUCGUGUUGCGUUUCAGCUGUGGUGAGUCAGAUUUAUGGACUGAUUGGUGAAUGGAGUUUGUGUGUCGAAACACACAUUCAGAAAGUCAUUAAAUUAAAUGUGUGGUUGAAUAGCGUUUUCAGUGCUGUGCAAUAAAAGGACACGCUAGUGUUUAUCAAUGUUUUAUUUUAAGGACUUGGUUCAAGGUGUUAAAGUUGUAUCAACAGGGCUCUCUCUUUUGUGUGCGUGGCUAUUGACAGAAGACACUUGAAUAUUUUCCUAUGCG